Messenger RNA from Chinchilla lanigera (long-tailed chinchilla), 2292 nucleotides. RefSeq names its product MAS-related GPR, member F (gene Mrgprf). Lineage: Eukaryota; Metazoa; Chordata; Mammalia; Rodentia; Chinchillidae. The transcript is spliced from 4 exons. The record is from RefSeq and is a predicted model, not a curated record. The coding region runs from base 433 to 1464 and encodes 343 amino acids. Gene Ontology annotation, biological process: G protein-coupled receptor signaling pathway. Gene Ontology annotation, molecular function: G protein-coupled receptor activity. Gene Ontology annotation, cellular component: membrane.
AAGCCUCAUCAGGCUCAGCCCCUUCUCCUCCUCCUUUGCCCUCCCCCUCCUGCCGCGCUUGGAAUUGGGUUUGGGGCGUGUUCUGCUUCCAAAGCCUUCUCCUCCUGCAGGGAGGGCUUGUCCUCCACCCCAAGCUCCCUCUCAUUUUUCCGGGGCUCUAGGCAGUACUUGGACUGGCCUGCUGCCCUGGUGGGUCAAGUACCAGGAGUCCCGAGAGGAGCCCUCCACAGGGAAGGCCUCCUCGGACCAGGACAGCCGCAGCCCAUCUGGGGUCCGCUUGGCUUCUACAUCUCUGUGCAGGAGUGAAAUCUUUUCAGGCUGUCUCCGGCAGGACAAGGACCAGGAUACAGAAACACAGAUCAAACUGAUCGAAAAGGUGGGUGCGCAGGCUGGUGAGCCGUGAGCAGCGAUCUGGACUCACCAGGCCUGAAGAUGGCUGGAAACUGUUCCUGGGAAGCCCAUCCCACCAACGGGAACAAGAUGUGUCCGGGUGGAGACGACGCCUCAGAAUUCUACAGUCGAGGCUUCCUGACCAUUGAGCAGAUCGUCAAGCCACCACCCCCGGCCAUCAUGGACUACAUUUUCCUGCUGCUUUGCCUGUGUGGCCUGGUGGGAAAUGGGCUGGUCCUCUGGUUCUUCGGCUUCUCCAUCAAGAGGACCCCGUUUUCCAUCUAUUUCCUGCACCUGGCCAGCGCCGACGGCGUCUACCUGUUCAGCAAGGCCGUGUUCUCCCUGCUGAACACAGGCGGCUUCCUGGGCCCCUUUGCCGACUACGUCCGCAGCGUAUGCCGGAUCCUGGGGCUCUGCAUGUUUGUCACCAGCGUGAGCCUCCUGCCUGCCAUCAGCACAGAGCGCUGCGUGUCAGUCAUCUUUCCCUCCUGGUACUGGCGCCAGCGGCCCAGGCACCUGUCAGCCGUGGUGUGCACCCUGCUCUGGCUCCUGUCCCUCCUGGUCACUGGCAUUCACAACUACUUCUGUGUGUUCCUGGGCCGCGAGGCCUCCAGGGCGACCUGCAGGCACAUGGACAUCUCCCUGGGCAUCCUGCUCUUCCUCCUCUUCUGCCCACUCAUGGUGCUGCCCUGCCUGGCCCUCAUCCUGCAUGUGGAGUGUCGUGUGCGGCAGCGCCAGCGGUCUGCCAAGCUCAACCAUGUCAUCCUGGCCAUCAUCUCUGUCUUCCUUGUGUCCUCCAUCUACUUGGGGAUUGACUGGUUUCUCUUCUGGGUCUUCCUGAUCCCGGCCCCCUUCCCUGAGUAUGUCACCGACCUCUGCAUCUGCAUCAACAGCUGUGCCAAGCCCAUUGUCUACUUCCUGGCUGGGAGGGACAAGUCACAGAGGCUGUGGGAACCUCUCAGGGUGGUCUUCCAGCGGGCCCUGCGGGAUGGCGCAGAGCUGGGGGAGGCCGCGGGCAGCACGCCCAACACAGUCACCAUGGAGAUGCAGUGCCCCUCUGGGAACGCCUCCUGAGUGGCCAGCACAUGGGGCAGGAUUGGCAGGGAGUGACCAGUGGCCUCCAGAGAUGCUCUGCUGAGGACAGAAACAGGGCAGCGGCCACCGUGCCCAGGUAGAGGGGAAAGGUCUGUCUCCAGCCCCUUGUGCCUCCUUCUCCCUGGGCUGCAGGCUCCAGCAGUGACUGGGAGGCUGAGCAGCCACCUGCAAAGAGAACCAGUGGCCCUGUGCCCACCAGCCACUCUGUUUCAGUGACCCACGGUACCAGAGUUGCCGCAUGGGUUGAGGUUCCUUGUGCCCCAGCCUGGUCAGUAAGGGAGAAGACAUAGUCACCCAGCCCUGUCCACCCUCCUUGAAGGUGACCCAGCCAGUGCCACCCCCAUGGGACAAGGGUGUUCAUCCCUACAAGGCACCAUCAGAGCAAACCCACAGGGCGUGGUGCUUUCAGGCAAAGGGUCCUGUUAACCUGCCUUGUAACCAAGUCUUUCCAGAAACAACAUCCGGGUACUCUUGCUGAGUCAUUUGGUGACUUAAUAGGGGAACGACUGGCCCCACCGGACUGCUGGAGACAGGACUCUUUGGAUGUCUUGGGUUGCUGACUGCCUUCCUGCCUCUGUGCUUGGCCCAUCCUGGGCACUCUGUGUGUCCCCUAGGCCACUGUGGACCAUCUGGGCAGCUCCUGGACAGAGUGCUUCAGCUCCGGCACCCACCUGAAAAUGGGCUCUGGCUCUACCUUGCCCACCUGAGGACUGGCACUAUGGUGCCCAUCAAUAGGCACAGUGACCCUGUGUUGCCAAAGGAAGUUUUAUAAAAGGCAAUAAAAUGUAUAUCAAUAAACAUCUUCUA